UACUAUGCCCUUCCUCGUCUCUGGGUGCCUAUGUAUUCGCCGUAAGCCUCUCCUCGUUUAAUGUAAGGAUGUCCCUAUGGUACGGCAGAGGACCCAAAUAUAUGAAACGCAGCGUUUCGGGAGCUUUGCGAAACAGUUCAGCGGCGCUGCUGAGGAGACAUUACAGCAGGCGCUGAGACCGGAAGGGAAGAGAGAGCGGAGACUGGGCGACCGGAAGAUGGCGGUUGGCGGAGCUUCACCGCGAUGGGGCUACGUCCGGAUCAUCACUGGCACCAUCCUCGGCGGCGUCCUCGGCUUCUACGUCAUGCAUCGGGUCGAGAUCAGCUACAAGGAGAAGAUGAAGGAGAGGCUGAGGGAGUACGAGGCCGAGAUGAAGAGGAAGCAGCAGCAGCUGAGCGAGCUUGAUGAUUCCGUUUAGCUUUUUAGCUCUAUCGGAUCGGUGCGGUCUUGUCGAGUUAGUGGUUACUGUUUGGUUGCUAGGAAGUCUGUACACAUUGAAGGAAGGAGAAACCGUCAACCAAUUUUUCGGGCAAUUCCAGUCCUUUGAGGUUUAAUCUUACAAUUUUGGCCUUUUAUCUGCUACUUUCAAUCAUGAAUGAGUAUUCAGUGGAAGUUCUGUAGCGCAAAGCCGGAAACUUCUAUGUGAUUUACGGUCGGUUUAAGCAACCUGUUGCUGCUUUGCGACCUCUUUGUCAA
Molecule: messenger RNA, 696 nt
Organism: Punica granatum (pomegranate)
Lineage: Eukaryota; Viridiplantae; Streptophyta; Magnoliopsida; Myrtales; Lythraceae
Source: RefSeq, a predicted model, not a curated record